GGUUGAACUCCGAAUCGGCACAGUUCAACAAGAUCAUUCAAACAGAUCAUUUCCUUUAGAACAGGAUCUAAGACUAGAGAUACUCACUGUUAGACGAUGGCUUUCAAAUUCCUAGCUGUGUUUGCCGUUCUGGCCGUGGCCAGCGCCCAGCAUUAUGAUCCCCAUCACUACCAGCCUCAGCAGUAUCAACACCAGCCUCAGCAGUAUCAGCACCAGCCUGAGCAAUAUCAGCACCAGCCUGAGUACCAUCACCAGCCAACCCUGAUCAAAACCGUCCAGCCAGCCUUCGUCAAGACCAUCCAGCCAGCUCUAGUCAAGACUGUCAAGCACGUCGAAUACCCAGACUCCCCGGCCGAAUACCAGUUCCAGUACUCCGUUCACGAUGAACACACCGGUGAUAUCAAGAGCCAACAGGAGGAACGCCAUGGAGAUGAUGUCAAGGGACAAUACUCCCUGAUUGAUGCUGAUGGCCACCGUCGCAUUGUUGACUACACCGCCGAUGAGCACAAUGGAUUCAACGCCGUUGUCCGCCGUGAACCUCUCGAGGGACACAAGAUCGUCAAGACCAUCGCUCCAGUUGCCAAGAUCGUCGCCCCAGUCCAAGUGGCCAAGGUGUACGCCCCAGUCGCCAAGGUUGUGACCCCAGUUCACCAGUAUAGCCACCCAGAGCCCCAUUAUUCCCACUAUUAGACUCAUCUAGGUCAAUUCUAGUAUUGAUCAUCUGUUCUCAUUUCUACGCUAUGAUACGCCAUACACUCAUUUCUAGAGCUGUACCUCACUCUCAUAAACUAGUUAAAUUGAAUGCUACUGUAAAUAAAUCAAAUGAAAAA
Messenger RNA from Ochlerotatus camptorhynchus, 830 nucleotides. RefSeq names its product cuticle protein 7-like. The record is from RefSeq and is a predicted model, not a curated record. The coding region runs from base 97 to 690 and encodes 197 amino acids. The transcript has 2 exons. Gene Ontology annotation, cellular component: extracellular matrix. NCBI's taxonomy places the organism in Eukaryota, Metazoa, Arthropoda, Insecta, Diptera, Culicidae.